This is a messenger RNA of Coregonus clupeaformis (lake whitefish), 1813 nucleotides long. Its product is annotated as reduced folate transporter. Gene Ontology annotation, biological process: folate transmembrane transport. The coding region runs from base 533 to 1813 and encodes 426 amino acids. Gene Ontology annotation, molecular function: folic acid binding; folate:monoatomic anion antiporter activity. Gene Ontology annotation, cellular component: plasma membrane; apical plasma membrane; basolateral plasma membrane. Lineage: Eukaryota; Metazoa; Chordata; Actinopteri; Salmoniformes; Salmonidae. The record is from RefSeq and is a predicted model, not a curated record. The transcript is spliced from 5 exons.
UUAUCCCCGUUCAAUCAACAGAAACUACAGUCCCCAUAGUUACUUGGAAAUUCUCACAGCCUCAGCUGCUCGGCUGUCUGAAAUGCAUUCAUUGAACAACAGCGCGCACACGAGUUCAGUUGAGGGAGAAAUUAGAGGUUCACAAUGACCGGAGGUCUAGCUGUAAACUAACUUGCUUUCAAUCAUUGUCAAUCCAUGGAAUGGAGCAAAGGUUGACAUUCUCUCAUACAUACAGUAUGAAAAUGGCUGCAGCUAGCACUUUAACUCCAUGUUCGUCAUUGUGAAAGGUUUCCCCCUCACCCCCUCUGUAAUGUUUAACACUGGAUCCUUUGUGGAACUUGUAAGGGAAGAGUGCUAACAGGAAUCUUUACUCAUUGUCUGCGUAGAAACCCUGAAUUUGAGGUUUAGGCCCUACUCUCUGAUUUCUAUGAAAAUUCCUAUAGCAAGCCUCUUCACUAUAGCGUACCACUUAGUAAUUUGAUACUGUCAGAGGUAGACUUGGGACUCCAGUGUCCACUGUCAGGCCACUGCCAUGGUGGACAAAGACGCUAUGGUGAGUGGGGACAGGGCUGUGGAGGAAGAGGCUAAACUGGACCUGAAGGAGACCGCCCCUGGAGAGCCUGACCCUGAGAUGGCUCUUCCCCCACCUGAGGACCCCUCAGACGGCCAGACCAAGACAGCCCGGACCUGGGAGUUGUCGGUGGUGUUCCUGUGUUUCUAUGGGUUUAUGGUGCAGCUGAAGCCUGGGGAGCCCUUUAUAACACCAAACCUGCUCAGCACGGAGAAGAACUUCACCAGGGAACAGGUGACCAAUGAGAUCAACCCGAUCCUGUCCUACUCCUACAUGGCGGUGCUGGUGCCAGUCUUCCUCCUGACAGACGUCCUGCGCUACAAGCCAGUCCUGGUCCUCUCCAGCCUCAGCCACGUGGCCAUCUGGCUCCUCAUCCUCCUAGGCUCCUCCCUCUUAGAGAUGCAGUUCAUGGAGUUCUUCUACGGCAUCACCAUGGCAGCACGCGUGGCCUACUCCUCCUAUAUCUUCUCCCUGGUCACCCCAGAGCUCUACCAGCGCGUGGCCAGCUACUCGCGCUCUUCCGUCCUCAUGGGGGUGUUUACCAGCUCGGUGCUGGGUCAGGUGCUGAUAUCCGUGGGCAGGCUCUCCUUCGCCACACUCAGUGCUGUCUCCUUGGGCUUGGUGUCCUUCGGCCUGGUUCUCUCAUGCUGCCUGCCCUGGCCCAAGAGGUCCCUGUUCUUCAACAGGGCCCACCGCGCUGCCCAGAGGAACCUCCAGGAGCAGGCUGCAGCGCAGUCAGAGCUGGCCAGGAUGAAGCAGGGAGAAGGGGGCUUGGGUUCAGAUGACACACCCUCCCUGGCCCCUCUCAGCUCUGGUUCCUCCUGGAGGGACUCGGUGUUCAUUCAGAUGCUGAAGGAGCUGAGGAACGUGCCGCGGAGGCCCAGCCUCAGACUGUGGAGCCUGUGGUGGGUGUUCAACUCGGCUGGCUACUACCUGGUGCUGUUGUACGUCCAUGUCCUGUGGAACAAGGUGUACCCCGCCACGGAGAACAAACACGUCUACAACGGAGGGGUGGAGGCUGUCUCCACACUACUGGGUGCGAUCACGUCGUUUGCAGCAGGCUUCGUGAAGAUCCGCUGGAACGUGUGGUCUGAGCUGGUGAUCGGUGUGAUCACGGCUCUGCAGGCUGGCCUGCUGCUCCUCAUGGGGACCACCAGCAACAUCUGGGUCUGCUAUGUGGCCUACUCCUUCUUCAAGGGUUUCUACCAGUUCCUCGUGCCUAUCGCCAUGCUCUACAUUUGA